AUGGACCGCACCAUAUCUUGCCACCUCCCUAUAAUCACACCCAGGAUUGAGUUCACCAACACAAAUUCUAUCAGACUUCUGCCUAUCAUUACACCGCGCAUCAACUUUGCUCUAGAAUGGACUGAAUCACUGCAUCUCGCUGAACACGAUGACACUGACUCCAUCGCAGCUGCGUCUGACAAUAGUCCUGAUGAUGCGACAUUAGGAUCUGAAAUGGAAGACCAAGACGAUAUCACCGACCUUGACAAGAACAAAAAGAUUCUGAAGCCACCCGGUGAGCCUGGACGACUGAACUCCGGUGGCUACAAUAUCGACAAUGAGCUGCGUGGCUGGACCCUGGCCCUCAUAGCUGAUGUCAAUCAAUUCAUCAAGCAGAAGGCAGAUGAGCAUCUUGACAUUGGUCAAAGCUACAGCAAGCAACGUGCUGCUGAUGUCACCAGCGUGUGUCUGAUGGUCAAGAAACAAUUUCCUGUUGUUGAGAAAUAUGACAACUGCUGGCCAGUCCGUGAUAUGUUGAAGCUGUACCUUAGAUACAUGGCCGAGAAGGAACAGAAAGAGGGUGCAGCUAGUAAGGAACAGAAGGGGGUGCAGCCAAUAAGUCCAAGAGAAUGA
This is a messenger RNA of Cyclocybe aegerita, 612 nucleotides long. The record is from the annotation of a GenBank genome assembly. NCBI's taxonomy places the organism in Eukaryota, Fungi, Basidiomycota, Agaricomycetes, Agaricales, Hemipholiotaceae.